AUGAAAGACUCAAAAUUGACAAUAGACUGCUGCAAUUGCAAUGCAAUUUCACAAAAAACUGUAAAAAAUUUUCAACGUUUUCUGUAAAUGCUGCAGGUUUUUGUAACUUGCUGGAGAGCGCUCGAACACCCCUAUUGUAAGUAAUUGCUUCUUGUUUUUCAUUUUAUAAUAAUUUAUAAUAUUUUUUUAUUUAGAUCGGAAUGGAAUCUGAUGAGGACCAGGACCGAUCGCUUCCAAGAAUUUCUGCAACUUGAAAGGCAGUAAAUUUCAAUAAUUAUCUUCUUUAAAAUGAAACGUAUUAAAUAGCUAUUCUUUGUGCUUAUGUGAGUUCAUUUUGUUUCAGACUUCGUUUUUUCAGAGUUCUGAGUGAUGAAACAUUCCAAUAUACUUACAUCAGAAUUUUCAACGCACCAGAGCGAACUUAUAAUACAAUAUAUGUCAUUACAAGAGUUUGGUAUCAAUGAAUUAAGAGGAUCGUUUCUGAAAUUAGCCCAAAAUAACAAUGAGCAACAUGAACGUUUUAUCGAAUAUUCCCGCUUCACAUGCAGACAUCAUUCGUACUGCAAACUGGUGUUGUACAAAAGGUGAAGUAUUUCAGUGCAGGUUUACCUGGAUAAUUCACGAUUUCCUUUUAAACGAACCCAGGAUGCGUCCAAGUAAGCUACAAUCAUCUAGAUUUUCAGCUAGGGACGAUUCUUGCGAAUGGAUGUUGGACCUCAGAAUCCGUAAAGACUGUAGUAACUGGCUCGAUAUAACAGUAUCUUCUAACAGUGACAGCAGCCGGCAGGGAACUGCAGGACACGCGACUGUCUCACUCAUCGCUUCAUCAAAUAAGAAAUCGAAUACUCGUCGAGAGAACUUCUUAGAUGGAGGUGGAUGGAAUGGAAUUAAUUUCGAAAACUUCAUUGGAUAUAACACGUUAAUUGCUGAGAAGGACCAAUUAUUGCCGAACGGUGAGCUGAGAAUUUAUUGCAAACUUUCUUACAAUCGAGACGUAAUCAAUGUUUCGAAUCAUUCUGCGGCAUUCGUUAAAUCGAAUCCUAUGCCUGAUUUCGAAAAAUUGCUCAAUGAUGAAGAAACUUGCGAUGUUAUCAUCGACAUUAAUGGGAAAAAGUAUCCAGCCCAUAAAACUAUUCUGGCAGCUCGUAGUCCGGUAUUUAAGGCCAUGUUUAAGCACAAUAUGACAGAAAAUCAACGAAACUGCGUUGAAAUCAAGGAUAUCGAUGAGAAAAUCUUUGAAGAAGUGCUGCGUUAUAUUUAUACCGGAAAAGUUACCAAAUUGCAAGAUAUGGCUUUCGAACUGAUGCCUGUUGCUGAUAAAUAUAUUCUAAGCGAACUGAAAGACAUGUGCUUCAAUUCGAUGAAAGCAUUGCUAUCUUCGAAAACUGCUGUGAAAAUAUUUAAGUACGCUGAUUCGUAUAACUUACGAAGUUUGAAGAGAGCGGCUAUUACGUAUAUCCUAGCGAACUUGCAAAAAGUCCAGAAAUCAGACGACUGGAAUGAAAUAACCUCUCGUCCAGAUUUAAUGUUGAGUAUAUUAAAUCAUAGAGGUUGAAGUAUUACGAGAUCUUAUGCAAUUUUAAUGAAUGGCUUUCAACUUUUCAACUAUGUUUCUCAUUAAGUAAGUUAUUUUGGUGAUCGUCAAGUUAUUUUUCAAGUUUUCAUUAAUUUAAUGAUCCAUUUUUUUUCCAUCUCGUUUUAAUAUAAGUGAUAUA
Messenger RNA from Planococcus citri (citrus mealybug), 1715 nucleotides. RefSeq names its product protein roadkill-like. Gene Ontology annotation, molecular function: ubiquitin protein ligase binding. The transcript has 2 exons. The record is from RefSeq and is a predicted model, not a curated record. Gene Ontology annotation, biological process: proteasome-mediated ubiquitin-dependent protein catabolic process; regulation of proteolysis. Gene Ontology annotation, cellular component: cytoplasm. Lineage: Eukaryota; Metazoa; Arthropoda; Insecta; Hemiptera; Pseudococcidae. The coding region runs from base 503 to 1555 and encodes 350 amino acids.